This is a messenger RNA of Anoplophora glabripennis (Asian longhorned beetle), 2439 nucleotides long. RefSeq lists its product as uncharacterized. NCBI's taxonomy places the organism in Eukaryota, Metazoa, Arthropoda, Insecta, Coleoptera, Cerambycidae. Bases 151 to 2355 code for a protein of 734 amino acids. The record is from RefSeq and is a predicted model, not a curated record. Gene Ontology annotation, molecular function: DNA-binding transcription factor activity; RNA polymerase II cis-regulatory region sequence-specific DNA binding. Gene Ontology annotation, biological process: regulation of transcription by RNA polymerase II. The transcript has 9 exons.
GUUGUAUUUUCAUAAAGUAUCCACCCAAUCGGUAUCGCCAUUUUGUGGUUAUACCGACAGGGUCCCGUGUGGUCGAUUAUCUUCAAAGAACGAAUAUUCUCAAUAGACGUCAGGAAAUACGUCAUAGGCGUUUUUCUGUAAACAUUAAAAAUGUCUCGAGUUAUGACUGUAGAUGGAGAACAAGUGCAAUUUGUGUUAAACGAUACAGAAGACAUAAAUGCAGAAAGUUUAAGUGACAUCAUAUACUCGGAUGGCACAAGAGCUAUAUUGGUGAAUGGCGCUGGACAAAUACUUCAGACUGAUACUCAGACCGUGGUACUGCAAGAUGAUGACUUUAACCAGUAUUACAUCAAAGAUGAAAGCGGUGAAAUAUUAGUUACAAACGAAGAAGAUACCCCAGUCACUCAAUCCCUGGAAGAAGCUGAAGUUGUUCAAUUCAUCGAGGAGGAUGGCACCGCCAUGGGGCCACCCCAGAUCAUAUACGUCAACGAAGAAGGCUACGCUAUAGACGAUUCAGACUUGUCGCAGUAUCAGAUCGCGGAAGAGGACUCUGAGAGCAUAAUGCCCUCUAAAACUAUAAAAUUGGAGCAGGUCGUGGACUUGGAGGAGCUCUUGAGGCAGCAGGGAGAAAGCGAGACUGCGAUAAUCGACGAUUCCAGUGAAACAAACGGGUAUCAGUAUGCGAUACUGAAAGACGGAAAACUGCACAUCCAGUCCUACAACGGGGAGAUCUUCCCCGUUGCGGCGUCUGACAUCCUCCAGGAACAAGACGGCGACACGCAGGAGCCCGACGAGAAACAGGACUUUGACCUGUCCAGAAUAACGGGCAGGAAUCUUUUGACGGGGCAAACGGUGUCCCUACACAAUUACAUGGAUAAGCUGCAGAGGAAGAUAAAGGAGAACAAAGCGAAGGACUUGGAAACGAGUCAGAAGAGGAGGGCGGUUGGCGCGCCUGCGGGGCUCAAGGCGCUGUUAAAUAAGAAAUUAACGCUCGGGAAGACCUCCAGCGGCAAACGGUUGGUCGGGAAGGUGAUAUACGUCGAGAAGAAGAAAAAAAAAGGCGGAGAUGAUGGCGCUUUAGAAGGGAACUCGGGUCCAAUCGAGGAUUGCCUGUCUGUGGAGGAAGCGAGGUUAAAUAACGCCGAAGAGUUGCAGUUGGGGAGCGUGGAGGAGAACGAAGACACGUUAGGUUUUGACGAAGCUGGAUUGACGCUCUUACCGGAUGCCGAGCUGUCGCCGAAACCCCUCGAAAAACUACCCCCGCCGGCCGCCAGUAAAAAAAAGCUGGUCAUCCAGGAGAAGCUGGUGUCGAAGGAGUGUUUCGGCCACAUCUGCCGCACCCUGAGCGGCCUCAUGAACAUGGACACGGUGAAGAAGAAGCUGCAGUACAAGAACAUCAUCGUGAAGGUGGUGGAGAGGAGGUACGACGAGGCGACCGGCGGGUACACCAAGAAGGUAUCGUACAGCGGCGGUCACAUGCAGGAGGAGAUCGUCGUCAACGAUGAGGGCGAGAUGCUGGAGAACUGGUCGUUUGUGUUGAACGACAAUGUGAAGGCGUCGAUACUCGGGUCGCCCGGGGAGGAGGGGGGUGGACAGUACUCGGAGACCACCAACGUGACGGUGGUCAUCACGUACGAGAAGAACAACUACCGGGCCAUCCGCGUCAUCCUCAACCCGACCAACGUGAUUCGGUGCGGCGAGUGCGACAAAGAGUUCUCCACCAACCUGCAGCUGAAGGUGCACGCCCUCAACCAGCACUCGAAUAGGAACGAGGGGCGACGGGCCAAGACGUGCGAGGUGUGCGGCCUGCAGUUCGUCGAACAGGAAGACCUGCGGGAGCAUCGCAACUUGCACGUGGAGGAGGGCAAGCUGUUCCGGUGCCCGGCGGCGAAUUGCGGAAAGUUCUUUCUCACCGCGAGGCGGUUGCAGAGGCACGGCAUCCUGCACGGCUCGGACCAGAGGCCGUUGGAGUGCUCCAUUUGUGCCCGCAGGUGUUCGAGCGAAUCCGGCUUGAAGAGGCACCUGAUGACGGCGCACAUGAAGGUGAAGCCCUUCAACUGCGACGCUUGCGGGAAAGGUUUCACCAACCCGGGCGACUUGAAUUUCCACAAACGCGUCCACGGUCCUUACAAAUACUACGAGUGCGACAUCUGCAAGAGGACCUUCUCCAGGCACUCGAAUCUGCAACGUCACAUCGAGAUCCACAGGGGCUCCGAGGAGCUUUAUCAGUGCACUAUAUGCGGCUGUUCGUACCAUUACAUGUCUUCCCUGACGAGGCACGUAGUACAGAACCACAUCAAACGAUCCGAUGGGGAAACGCCGCCCGUGUUGGUCGAUAACGACGAAGCGGCUUAAAUAGUUCAGCUUCUUUCUUUUUUUGUUGUCUUUUUGUAUCUUGUUUAAUAAAUAUUUUUCCAAGUUGGCCAAAAAAGGACGUUG